Molecule: messenger RNA, 651 nt
Organism: Didymodactylos carnosus
Lineage: Eukaryota; Metazoa; Rotifera; Eurotatoria; Philodinida; Philodinidae
Source: the annotation of a GenBank genome assembly
AUGCUAUGUCAUCGCUAUGCUUUUGGAUUCGGAUGGAAAGCACCGCUGCACUGUUUACAUGAUGGAUGUGCUACCAGUAAUAAACCAAAGCGGAACAGCCUUCGCGCAGCAACAAUGGAACAAUGUGGAACACUGGGUCCGUUUCCGUAUGGAGGUCAGCUGUGUACUGAUCAUAGGAAAUGUCUAAGCCGUCCUCCAAAAUCACCUUUCCUAAACGCUCCACUGUCACCGCUAUCCACUAGAGCUUCAGCUGAUUCUGUCACUAGUGACAUUUCAACAGCAACAGUCGAACGUGAAAUACAAUACCAACAAUCAAUCAAUACACUAUUUGAAACCACACGAGUGAGUCCACUGAAGUCACAAGUUAGUGCACCAUUGAAAGGACAAAGUAACAGUUCAUUACGGCGUUUGAAGUCGAAGUUCGCAUCUGCGCUGCACGCUGCUGCUCAACAAAUCAGUGAAGCCAUCGCACCAGGUCAAGGCCAACAACUAAGAAUAAUGACUGGCCUUGACGAUCUGCUGAGCAACUCACGCCAAAGAACUGCGACGUAUGAUGCAAAUACGCCAAUAAUUGAUUAUUUAAAAACUAUGUACAAUUCGCAUGCAGCUCAAAAAUUACCGCAUCAGGAGCGAAUUACUAUUCUAGCUUAG